Messenger RNA from Theileria parva strain Muguga, 2712 nucleotides. It is a transcript of the gene acsA, whose product is annotated as acetate--CoA ligase. Bases 635 to 2680 code for a protein of 681 amino acids. The record is from RefSeq and is a predicted model, not a curated record. The transcript has 4 exons. Lineage: Eukaryota; Apicomplexa; Aconoidasida; Piroplasmida; Theileriidae. Gene Ontology annotation, molecular function: acetyl-CoA synthetase activity; AMP binding.
GUUCGGAUACCCCAUAAGGUAGUGAAAUAUUUAGAUUUCUCAGGCCGUUCUUUUCAGGUGUUUAUGUAGAAGGUGGUUUAAUAUAGUAUCUUCAAUUAUCUAUCUGUUUUCGAAAAGUCUAAAGCCAAGUUACACCUCCAUAAGGAUUUUUCGAAUUUUUCUAUAUUUCAAUUGUGCUUUUCACACUUUAAUUACACUAUGAGCUAGUCAAAACUCGGGUGUAGUUCACCGCUAUCACUAACAUAGUAUUGUAUCAAAUUUUUACAUUUUUCACCCACUUUUUUUUUAUUUUUUUAUAACAAUUUUAAUUUGGUUCUAUAAAAUAGUUUUCGACUGUUUUUUAUCCCAUUUUUCACUCAAUUUUUACUCAAUUUUUCACGAAAUUCUUACUCAAAUCUCACUUUUUUGUGCCUCAAUUAUUUCUCAACUAGAACUGAAUUCUUUUCAGUUUUCAGUUGACUGUUAUUCACCUGUUAUAAUUAAGAAAAUUUUUUAUCGGAUUUUCAUUUCUUGAUUAUAACAAUUGUAAAUCAAUUUUUCAACCUACGCCUAAUUGUUAAACCUCGAAAAUUCAUAAAAUAGCUGGAAUUUGUACUCAAAAGAGGAAUUCUUGCUCAGUAUUUAAAGUUUGAAAAUGGAAAGUAAUAAAAGAUUUUCGAGGUUUAUGCUCAACAGGACGUCAACUGAUGCCGCAAACGAUGACUUUGAAGUCGUCACCUCAUCCUAUGACGUCGACUCUCUAUACGAACCCAAACCCAUCCCCGGACAUAAAUUCAAUAUCACCACUUUCGACCAGUAUGAGCGUAUGUACGGAGAGAGUAUUUCUAAUAGUGACGAGUUUUGGGGUAAGAUAGCAAAGUCAAGUUUACACUGGAUUUCGCCCUAUACUAAGGUGUCUGAGGGCGACUUUGUGGAUAAAAACUACGCCUGGUUCCUGAAUGGGAAGUUGAACGCAUGUUACAAUUGUGUCGACCGUUGGGCUGAAGUAAGACCAGACUCAUUGGCUAUUAUUUACGAAGGCGACGAGCCUGAAGACCAGAGGAAGGUGACAUUUAAUGAGCUGAAGAUGAAUGUGUGUAAAGUGGCUAAUGUGCUUAAAAUGCUCGGUGCUCGCAAGGGCGAUUGCGUUACAAUUUACAUGCCCACAAUUCCAGAACUCUGCUACUCUGUCCUUGCAUGUGCUCGCAUCGGAGCUGUUCAUUCUGUUGUCUUUGGUGGUUUCUCAGCCACUUCACUCGCUGAAAGAAUUCAUGACUCCAAUUCACAUAUCGUCAUAACUGCUGAUGGAGGAAUGAGAGCGACUAAGCAUAUAAAGACUAAGGAUAUAAUGGAUGACGCCUUGACACGUUGUUCAUUUGUAACUCAUUGUCUUGUAUUCCGAAACAUUGGAUCGGACGUGAAAAUGACACCUGGCAGGGAUGUAUGGAUGCAUGAGGCCAUGGAGUCGGUUAGACCAUACUGCCCAGUUGAAACCAUGGACAGUGAAGACGUUUUAUUCAUUCUCUAUACAUCAGGAUCUACCGGUAAACCUAAGGGAUUAGCGCAUACUACGGGAGGAUAUUUGGUAUAUGCAUAUGCGACAGUUAGGUACAUUUUUGAUAGCCAUGAAGGCGACGUGUUCGGGUGCAUGGCAGACGUCGGGUGGAUUACAGGCCAUACGUACGUGGUUUACGGGCCGCUGCUGAACGGCAUAACGACGGUGAUGUUCGGUUCCUUGCCGAAUUAUCCAACCCCAGACCGUUAUUGGAACAUUGUGCAGGAGCACGGGUUGACGCAAUUUUAUACAGCACCAACAGCGAUUAGGAGUCUGAUGAAAUUUGGAGACGAGCCACUGAAGGGACAUAAUUUGAGUAGUUUGAGAGUUUUAGGAAGCGUGGGAGAACCAAUCAACCCAGAGGCGUGGAAGUGGUAUUACAAUGUAGUUGGGAAUGGAAAAGUGGCAGUGGUUGACUCGUACUGGCAAACUGAGACUGGAGGAAUAAUCAUCUCACCGAUCCCAGGAGUGACCUUCACAAAGCCGGGCUCGGCCACUUACCCCUUUUUUGGCAUAGAAUUGGCCAUAAUUGACGCAAAUACGGGCGAGGAGUUGGAGGGGAAUAAUUGUUCGGGACUUUUGUGUAUAAAGAAGCCUUGGCCAGGCAUGUUUAGGACGAUUUUUGGUGACCAUUCGAGAAUCCAUGAGACCUAUUUCCCCACCAAAUACCCCUACUAUUUCACCGGUGACGGAGCGUUUAGAGACAAGCAUGGGUAUAUUUGGAUUUCAGGCCGCAUUGACGACACUAUUAAUGUUUCAGGCCACAGGCUCUGUAGCGCAGAAAUUGAAUAUGCACUGACUCAAGUUGACAUUGUGUCAGAGGCUGCAGUGGUCGGGUACCCGCACGCACUCAAGGGCCAGGGUAUCUUCUGUUUCGUCUCAUUGAAGGAGGCAAGUCUGAGGCUUCCCAAGGAGGAGGUGAUUGGCAGGCUUAAGAUGAGUAUUAGGCACUAUGUGGGCCCUUUCGCAACGCCCGACGUUGUUCUGAUCACGCCCAAUCUUCCGAAAACCAGGAGUGGGAAAAUUAUGCGUAGGAUCCUCAGGAGAUUGGCGUCCAAGAAGUUCCACGACUUCGGCGACGUCUCCACCCUCGCUAACCCUGAAGUUGUACACCAACUCAUCGAGGACGUCAAACAAGUCCAAUAAUUUCAUUUUACACACCUAGUACGAUUUAUAUA